Penaeus monodon (black tiger shrimp) is the source of this 471-nucleotide messenger RNA. Its product is annotated as FK506-binding protein 15-like. Lineage: Eukaryota; Metazoa; Arthropoda; Malacostraca; Decapoda; Penaeidae. The transcript has 2 exons. The record is from RefSeq and is a predicted model, not a curated record. The coding region runs from base 92 to 361 and encodes 89 amino acids.
GAACAAUCAGCUGGUGGGAGUAAACAACGCCGGGGUGACAGCAACAAGCACCGCGGAAGUUCUCGAUUUUGUGCUUUUUCAACGAGAAAACAUGUUCCCAGCUGGUGCAGAGGACGACGAUGAUGAUUUUGUUCCGUCGUCGAGCUCAAGAUUAUCAUCAUUAUUUGGUAGCAGCACGACAAGCAAGUCCUCCAACUUGAAGUAUGUUGCCCCCAAGCAGCCUCGACCAGAGAGAAGUGACUCUGCAAGUAGUGGAAGUGGAAGUGGAAAAAAUAACUCCCCCUCACCAGCCCCACAACAGUCAAAAACACAAGCGCCUGCAGUGUUGGUUGCAGCCCCAGUCCAUGCAUAUUUGUUGUAAGUGCUUAAUCAUUUGCUUUUUUUCUUUCUUUCAUUUUUCAACCUUCUUUUUUUCUUCUUCCCUUAAGUUGUGUCCUUUUCUUUUGAGCUGCUCUGUUAGAAAGAGGAGAA